AUGUUUGAUUUGAACAAUCUUCCAGACGAUGAAUACGAUGAAAAUAUUAUUGAUGAAACAUUGAAUAAUGAGCCUUUUAUUGGUCAAACUUUUAGCACUUUUCAAGAGGCAUUUGUUUUCUAUGAAAAUUGUGCGAAACAAUAUGGAUUUACAGUUCGCAAAGAUCGGUCUCAUAAAAGAAAUGAUACGACAGUUAGACGUGAUAUUUGUUGUCAUCGUGAAGGAAAGAAGCGAUUAAAACUAGUUGAUAUUUCUAAGAAUCAACGAAAUAGGGGCUCAAUAAAAUAUGUCCAUAAUUUAUUUGCUAGAGUGAGAAGAGCACUUGGAGAUAAUGAUGCAAUGGAACUUAUAAAUUAUAUGGAAGCUUCAAAAGAAAAAAAUAAUAAGUUUCAUUAUGAAUACACCAUUGAUGAAGAUAUGAGGCUAGAAAAUAUAUUCUGGUGUCAUCCUCAAAGCUUCGAUUGGUAUGAAAAAUUUGGGGAUGUAAUUGUAUUUAAUACCACUUACAAGGUCAAUGCGUAUGACAUGCCAUGUGCACUUUUCGUUGGGAUUAAUAAUCAUGGAAAAACUGUUCUGUUUGCAAGUGCACUUCUUCGUAAUGAGACUGUCAAAACAUUUACGUGGUUGAUGAAGACUUUUGUGGCCAUCAUGAAAAAACCAUCAAAAACAAUCAUCACUGAUCAAGAUCCAUGGAUGACUGAAGCAAUUGCAACUGAAAUGCCAACUACAAAACACAGCUUUUGUAUAUGGCAUAUCACUACUAAAUUUAGUUGUUGGUUUGCAGCUCUUCUCCGUACUCAGUACCAAAAUUGGUGUGGUGAUUUCUAUACACUUUAUAAGAUGACUUCUAUAGAAGAAUUCGAGCAUAGUUGGCCAUUAAUUGUUUCAAAGUAUAACUUGCAAAAAAACAAUCAUGUGCAAGGUUUAUACAAAUUUAGGAAGUCAUGGGCUCUCGCACAAGUUGAUUUAGCCGUUGAAGAAAUUGGAAUUCGCGAGGCGAAAGACAAAAUGUCAACUACACUUACACAUGUUCCUUUAAAGACAAAAUCUCCGUCGAAAGAACAGGCUUAUGGAAUUCUUACACCAUUUGCUUUUAAUAAGUUUCAAGUUGAAUUUCAAAGAGCGAACCAGUAUUCGAUUGUACGCGUUGAAGGUAACGACUUUAUUAUACGAUACUUUGAUGGUGAAAAUCAUAAAAAUCAUCAGGUAUUUUGGGAUGGGCACAUUACUUUGUGUAGUUGCAAGAAUUUUGAGUUUUGGGGAAUACUUUGUCGUCAUAUAUUUCGGGCACUUCUUCACAAGGAUUGUUUUAAGAUACCACCUAUAUACUUCCCUUUGCGUUGGAGUCUAGAUUCUUUUCAGAGUGGCAGUGCAAGGCAACCUUUAUCACCAAAUGUGUCAUUGACUCAAACAAGUAUUGCUCAAGGAAUUGAUUUAGAAAAAAGGUAUAACGUUUUGUGCCCCCCAAAAUCAGCAACAAAAGGUCGUCCAAAAAAGAGGCGUAUGAAGGGUGGAAAGGAAUUGGGAAAUAAGCCACGUAAUAGAUGUUCCAUAUGCAAGGAACUAGGACAUACAAAAAUAAAGUGUGAUAACAAGGAGAAUAAUGUUGCUGUUGAAAACCUCUCUUCAAAUAAGCCACAAAACAAGAGAAAAGAAAUGGCUAGUGAUCUUGGGCUAAAUCCAGUGUUUAGUUUGAAGUACUAA
This is a messenger RNA of Erigeron canadensis, 1704 nucleotides long. RefSeq names its product protein FAR1-RELATED SEQUENCE 11-like. The record is from RefSeq and is a predicted model, not a curated record. NCBI's taxonomy places the organism in Eukaryota, Viridiplantae, Streptophyta, Magnoliopsida, Asterales, Asteraceae. Gene Ontology annotation, molecular function: zinc ion binding. The coding region runs from base 1 to 1704 and encodes 567 amino acids. The transcript has 4 exons. Gene Ontology annotation, biological process: regulation of DNA-templated transcription.